This is a messenger RNA of Anopheles cruzii, 1011 nucleotides long. It is a transcript of the gene CARPA, whose product is annotated as carbonic anhydrase-related protein 10. Gene Ontology annotation, molecular function: carbonate dehydratase activity; zinc ion binding. The transcript has 8 exons. The record is from RefSeq and is a predicted model, not a curated record. The coding region runs from base 1 to 1011 and encodes 336 amino acids. NCBI's taxonomy places the organism in Eukaryota, Metazoa, Arthropoda, Insecta, Diptera, Culicidae.
AUGCAUCCGUUCGUGGUGCUCGUGAACGUUUGGGUGUUGCUCGGGCUGGGAAAAGAAAUCGAAGCCAGCUGGGAGGAAUGGUGGACGUACGAUGGCAUUUCAGGUCCGGCGUUCUGGGGCCUGAUCAACCCGCAGUGGAACAUGUGCAACAAGGGACGGCGCCAGUCCCCGAUCAACGUGGAGCCCGAGAAGCUACUGUUCGACCCGUACCUGCGAUCGCUGCACAUCGACAAGCACAAGAUCUCCGGCACGCUCCACAACACCGGCCAAUCGCUCGUCUUCCGGGUGGAGAAGGACACCAAGCAGCAUGUAAAUAUUUCGAGCGGCCCGCUCGCCUACCGCUACCAGUUCGAGGAGAUCUACUUCCACUACGGCACCGACAACCACCAGGGCUCCGAGCACCAGAUACACGGCUACAGCUUCCCCGGCGAGAUCCAGCUGUACGGGUUCAACAAGGAGCUGUACCACAACAUGUCCGAGGCGCAGCAUAAAGCGCAGGGCAUCGUCGGCAUCUCGCUCAUGCUGCAGAUCGGCGACACGCCGAACCCGGAGCUGCGGAUCAUCACCAGCGCCUUCAACAAGGUCCUGUACAAGGGAUCUUCCACGCCGAUCCGGCACAUCUCGCUGCGCUCGCUGCUGCCAAACACCGAACAGUACAUGACGUACGAAGGAUCCACCACGCACCCGGGCUGCUGGGAGAGCACGGUCUGGAUCAUCCUCAACAAACCGAUCUACAUCACCAAACAGGAGUUGUACGCCUUACGGAAGCUGAUGCAGGGCUCGGAGCAAACGCCGAAGGCACCGCUCGGGAACAACGCGCGGCCCCUGCAGGCCCUUCACCACCGCACCGUGCGGACGAACAUCGACUUUGCCAACACGGGCGCCAGCAAGACCCAGAGCUGCCCGACCAUGUACAAGGACAUGUACUACAAGGCGAACCGCUGGACGCCGGACGUGACGCCGCGGAACCGGCUCGCGGACAUCGACAGUGUGUUCCAGUCGCUCCCGUAG